Iphiclides podalirius (scarce swallowtail) is the source of this 279-nucleotide messenger RNA. Lineage: Eukaryota; Metazoa; Arthropoda; Insecta; Lepidoptera; Papilionidae. The record is from the annotation of a GenBank genome assembly.
AUGAUUUAUAUCAAGUCGUUGACUCUCUUCGUACUCGUAUUGGUUGCAGUCACAGCCAUUAGCUGGGCUCAAGUGCCACAAGGGGGUCCUCACUCUCCUCAAUGGCGUCCACGUCUAAGUCAACAAGUACCACAGGAUGCUAGUGAAAUCUCGUACAAUGAAUUGACGGAAACAGAUGCCAAAACACGGAACUGGACUUCUUGUGACCCCCUAGGCCCAAAACUGUCCUGCUAUGAUUGCAACACACGGCUUGUUUUCCUGAUUGUGUUCUUACCAACA